Molecule: messenger RNA, 1626 nt
Organism: Gopherus evgoodei (Goodes thornscrub tortoise)
Lineage: Eukaryota; Metazoa; Chordata; Testudines; Testudinidae
Gene: SYNGR3
Product: synaptogyrin 3
Exons: 4
Coding region: 163-852 (229 amino acids)
Cellular component (GO): neuromuscular junction; synaptic vesicle membrane
Source: RefSeq, a predicted model, not a curated record
CCGCGGCAAGGUCUGUGCGCGAGACGCGGGCACCCGGGCAGGCGGUGGCGCGAGCCUCCCCCACUCCCUGCUCGCACGCGCCGGCUGGGUCUGUGCUGCACAGCCAGGAGCCGGGGCGGCGAGGAGGCGAAGCUCCAGCAAGCGGACCAGCGCCUGGGAAGGAUGGAAGGAGCCUCCUUUGGAGCGGGCAGGGCAGGGGGGGACGUUGACCCUGUGGAUUUUCUCAAGCAGCCUCAGACCAUUCUCAGGAUAGUGGCCUGGGUCUUCUCCAUCGUGGUGUUUGGCUCCAUCGUCAACGAGGGCUAUGUCAACGAUGAGAAGGAGGCGGAACUCAGGUGCGUCUUCAAAAAGAAUGAGGAUGCCUGCAACUAUGGCAUCGCCAUCGGCAUCAUUGCCUUCUUCGCCUGCAUCUUCUUCUUCAUUGUCGACCUCUACUUCCAGCAGAUCAGCAGCGUGAAGGACCGGAAACGGGUUGUCCUGCUGGACCUGGGGUUUUCAGGGUUGUGGUCCUUCCUAUGGUUCAUAGCUUUCUGCUUCCUGGCCAACCAGUGGCAGCACACACCAGCCAGCAGAGGGGCAUCUCAAGGAGCAGAUGCCGCCCGGGCAGCCAUCGCCUUCUCAUUCUUCUCCAUCCUCUCCUGGGUUGCCCUGACGGUGAUGGCCAUGCAGAGAUACCACCUGGGGACUGACAUGUCUCUGUUUGCCACGGAUCAGUUUGCCACUGACCCCAAUACAGGAUACCCAGGAUACCCCACUGGCAGCGGCAUUGAAAGCACGGAAACCUAUCAGAGCCCCCCAUUUUCUGAGACCAUAGACACCAGUCCAAAAGGUUACCAGGUGCCAACUUACUAAAGUACAGCGGCUCAGCACGGUCAUGUAAAAGUAGACAAAGUCUUCUCAUGGUGCAGUACAAUUAACUGGUUGAUUGCAAGUGUAUUAAGAACCAUUUCCUUAAUGUGGCAAGUCAGUGCUGGGUAACUUACUAUUAGCUAGUUGUGCAGUGAAUUCUGUACAGUAGUAUAGGUUCUUGUCUUACCUAAGGGUUUUUUUUAUAAAAGCAGUGUUCCCUCUAAGUUUGAAACACAAGGAAGGUUGCUACUACACAAAAUGCACGUGGCAACCACAAAAACACCACCACAAUUUUCUUUGACUUGUUUAAAUGCCAAACGUUAGCAAUGAAUUUUGCUGAGCACCCAGGAAAGUAGACAAUAAUUCUCCUGUUAGAAUACACAAUAGCUGAUGAGUUGAUGGUUCUCUCAUUCUUCCAGAGCUAACACAGAAUUGUUCUCGUUUUGAUGAACCUAGGGCUGCACACACAGUGCCCGUUCAUCCUAGCCUCAUAGCUUCCCACUGCGAGAAGCCACUACAGAGCUUUCUUGUGCUGCAUAGAAAGUAGAGUCUAUGGAAAGUGCCAAAUUUAAAAAGAAAAAAGAAUCAUCUCUGUGUUGUUUCUAAUUUGUAUAUAUGUACUGUACAAAAUAACUGAACCGAUGUUGCAAACUUUAGCUUAGGAUUCAGGCAUCACUGGUUUUGCUUUUUACUUUAAAAAAAAAUGUUGAAUAACCAAAUCUCUUAUCUGCUUCAACAUUGUAUGUUUAGGAUAUUAAAAAUUACCAUUUCAACUUG